AUGGCUGUCACAGCAAAUGGAGCAGUCAGCAAAGCUGAACCCAAAGCUGAUAUCAACAUCGAUGGUCGGGACUUUGAUGCCACAGAAGUAGCAUAUGUCCCGACCACGGGAGUCCGCAAACUGUUCGAAACACCCCUUGUCCUAGCUACGCCCGAGACCGUCAAGGGCUACGGGGAGAUUGUCGACGUGCCCGAAAAGCAUCGCAUUGAGAUCGUACGGUGGCCGGCUCAAGGAUGGCGGCCGGUGGAUGCGAACUCUGGCGACCAGGGCGGAGUGACUGAAGGCCUCUUUGAGUUCUGGUGGAAAGGGGACACGCUCUAUGCGCGCAACAAUGCCGUUGGCGACAGCUAUCUAUUUGCCUGGAGCCAGUAUCCUGAAGAGGCCGCGAGCACUGGCGCGGCACGACCCCGAGAAAGAGCGAUGAUCUGGCGAGCGAACUACCACCCGGACGGCGGCCAGUUGUUUUUCCCCAUGAACGGGCAGAGUUUCGUGGUGCCGCUCGCCCUGCCGGGCGACGAUGUGACGCCAGAGAAGUUUGUCGCGUUCCGCUGUGAUGGGGGCAAGGGACUAUACAUCCAUCCAAAUAUUUGGCACGGCGCGGUUGUGCCUGUUGACGACCAUGCGCGUUUCAUUGACCGACAGGGCCGUGUACAUGCGCGCGUGUCCGUGAAUUUCGCGAAAGAAUUUGGAGGAUAUCUGUCCGUGCCGCUGCGGUCUGUAGAGUAA
Cladophialophora immunda is the source of this 726-nucleotide messenger RNA. RefSeq lists its product as uncharacterized. Gene Ontology annotation, molecular function: ureidoglycolate lyase activity; ureidoglycolate hydrolase activity. Gene Ontology annotation, biological process: allantoin catabolic process. The transcript has a single exon. Lineage: Eukaryota; Fungi; Ascomycota; Eurotiomycetes; Chaetothyriales; Herpotrichiellaceae. The record is from RefSeq and is a predicted model, not a curated record. The coding region runs from base 1 to 726 and encodes 241 amino acids.